Colletotrichum paranaense is the source of this 738-nucleotide messenger RNA. RefSeq lists its product as uncharacterized. The transcript has a single exon. The record is from RefSeq and is a predicted model, not a curated record. Lineage: Eukaryota; Fungi; Ascomycota; Sordariomycetes; Glomerellales; Glomerellaceae. Bases 1 to 738 code for a protein of 245 amino acids.
AUGUCGAAACCUCCCACACCCAGGCGUGCCACAAAUCCUAUGCCGAUCACAGUAGUCCCCAAACGCCCCAUCCCUCUCACAAUCCCUCCUCGCACACUUAUGUCUCACGCAAAAACUGCUCCCCUCCCACUUCCUCUCCCAGCACCCCUCCCGAUCACACUCGUGCCUCUUACAAUACCGUCCCGCCACGCCGCCCGCGUCCGGCAUGUACCUCGUCUUGAUCCUCCCGCAGCCCCUCUCCUCGCAGGUAUGCGCCAAGCACGUCCCCUCGCCGGCGCCCGCCGCCCUCGCGUUGCCGCACGGCGGCUGCUGCUCGAAUCGGCAGUGGUGCUCGCCGCAGUGGGCCGAGGGGACGCCGUGCUCGUUGACGUGGGCAAAGCGCCGGCAGCCGGGCGUGGCGCACAUGCGGUGGCGGUCGCAGUGGCGGGAGGGGUCGUGGGCGUCGCCUGUCGCGCCGGGGCUGCGGGCCAGGCAAGAGGGUGCGGCGCAGGUGUGGGAGGCGCAGAAGGAGGAUGGAGGGGAUUUCGGGUUCGUGCAGUCUUGGUGGUCGCAGCGGUGGUCUGCACAGUAUCUGUAGUCGGUGCCGUUGGGGUGGUUGCGCUGGUUUGCGCAGCCUUGUUGGAUGCAGUUGUCUGGAUGGUUGUUAGAUGGAUGAUGGAGGCUUAUGCCAGGGUAGAGGAUGAGAGAUGGGCAGACGUACGAUACUGGGAACAGUACCUAAACUCUUUGGGGUCGUAG